AUGGGCUCCUGCGUCUCGCGCUCGCCGGCGUCGGGGUCCGGGCGGGCGGUGGCCACGGCGAAGGUGGUCGGCCUGGACGGGUCCAUGACGCAGUACUCGGCGCCAGUCACGGCGGGCGAGGCCCUGGGCGACGAUAACAGCCGCAAAGGCGCGUCGGUCUUCCUGUGCAGCUCCGACGAGCUCCGCUUCGACGAGCCCCCGCGCGCGCUGGCGGACGAGGAGGCGCUGCAGCCCGGGUGGCUCUACUUCGUGCUCCCCGUCUCCAUGCUCCGCCUGGCGCUCUCCGGGCACGAGAUGGCCGCCCUGGCAGUCAGGGCCAGCUCCGCGCUCGCCGUCGCCAGCGGCGUCGCGUCCCCUCCGCGCCGCAAGAUCGUGCCAGGAGCCAACGGCAAGACACGAAAGACGGCGCGAGUGGCGCCCCUCGUUGUUGCCCCCAACAAUGACGAGGACGCCGAACUAGCAGACAGUGGAUCGAGUCUGCACCCAUACGGCAAAUACGGUGCCUCGAACAAGACGGUGCGCGGCGGCGGCCAUGAGAAGGCGGGGAAGACGAGGAAGAUAGCAGGCUACAGAAGCCGCGGCGCUCGUCAUCGUCGUCGUGCGGCAGAUGUGCCGAGGUUAAGCGCCAUUCUGGAAGACGAUGACUUCUGAGCAGCCCCCGAUCAGCGGACUAGUUAGCUAGUUUAGAUAGUUUAUUCAGUCGACCGUUGAGUCCCUCUUCAGAGUAGGAGAUCCGUGUAUAUCACUCGAUCAUACUGUAGAUUGCUACGAUG
Molecule: messenger RNA, 773 nt
Organism: Lolium rigidum
Lineage: Eukaryota; Viridiplantae; Streptophyta; Magnoliopsida; Poales; Poaceae
Exons: 1
Coding region: 1-651 (216 amino acids)
Source: RefSeq, a predicted model, not a curated record